This is a messenger RNA of Cryptomeria japonica (Japanese cedar), 1770 nucleotides long. RefSeq names its product probable leucine-rich repeat receptor-like protein kinase At1g35710. Gene Ontology annotation, molecular function: protein binding. Bases 1 to 1770 code for a protein of 589 amino acids. The record is from RefSeq and is a predicted model, not a curated record. The transcript has a single exon. Lineage: Eukaryota; Viridiplantae; Streptophyta; Pinopsida; Cupressales; Cupressaceae.
AUGUCAUUCAAACUUUAUAAAUUGACAUUAAAUGGAAGGUGGACGAAUUGCUUAUCAUCCCAAUUCAACAAUGCCUUGACUGGUCACAUUCUCUCCAACAAAGCCCUGACAGUGACUGGUCACAUUCCACACCAACUCAGCCAACUAUCCUCUCUAAGAUACCUAGAUCUAUUCAACAAUGCCCUUACUGGUAACAUUCCGCCUCAAAUCAGCCAACUUUCCCGUAUGCAGACACUCAAGCUGAGCCACAAUCAAUUACAAGGAACAAUUCCUGCCUCUUUCUCUUAUUGCCGCAGUUUGUAUUACCUGGCACUCUCUUUUAACCAACUGCAUGGCAACAUUCCAUCACAGCUGAGUCGCCUAACCCGUCUGAAGUAUCUUUACUUAGGAGCAAACAAUCUCAUAGGCAGCAUUCCCCAUUCCUUGGGAAAUCUGUCUGCCUCAGUUGAAUUGAAUCUGGGAGAUAAUCAUCUCACAGGCACCAUUCCCCAUUCCUUAAAAAAUCUGUCCGCCUUAGUUGGAUUGUAUUUGGGGGAAACUCAUCUCCCAGGUAGUGUUCCCCAUUUUCUAGGAAAUCUGUCUUCCUUAGUUGUAUUGGAACUGGGAGGUAGUUAUCUCAUGGGUACCAAUCCCCAUGAAUUGGGCAAGCUCACUCACCUGCAGUUUCUAUACCUUUAUACAAAUAACUUAUCAGGCACCAUUCCCAGCUCUCUUGGAAAUAUUUCAAGAUUGACUGAAUUAGAGUUGUGUGAAAACCAUCUGCAAGGCCCCAUUCCCCCUGAAUUUGGCAUGCUCACUCACCUGCAGAUUCUUUACCUUUAUACAAAUAAUUUAUCAAGCACAAUUCCCGCCUCUUUAGGAAAUCUCUUAAAAUUGAGAGAAUUAGACUUAUCAGAAAACCAUCUUCAAGGUCUCAUUGCCCCUGAAUUGGGCACACUUACUCAGCUUCAAUUGCUUCAUCUUUUUUCAAAUAAUUUAUGGGUCACCAUUCCUAGUUCUAUAGAAAAUCUCUCAAAAUUGACUCAUUUAAUUUUGCAUGAGAAUGAUCUCACAGGUACCAUUCCCUCUGAAUUGGGCACGCUCACUCAACUAGAGGUUCUUUACCUUUGGAAAAAUAACCUAUCAGGAACCAUUCCCAGCUCUUUAGGAAAUCUCUCAAAAUUGAUUGAUUUAGAAUUGUGUGACAACCAUUUGCAAGGCUCCAUUCCCCUGAAUUGGACAUGCUUACUCGCCUCCAGAUUCUUUAUCUUUUCCAAGAAUAAUUUUUCCGGCAUUAUUCCAAGCUCUUUGGGAAAUCUCUCAAAAGUCACUGAAUUAUAUCUGUUCGAAAACUAUCUCCAAGGUCCCAUUCCUCAUGAAUUGGGUAUGCUCGCCGACCUUAAAUAUCUUCACCUUUUUACAAUUAACUUGUCAGGCACCAUUCCCAGCUCUUUAGGAAAUCUGUCAAAAUUAAUUAAUUUAGAAUUGGAAGAAAACGAGCUUAGUGGAAAAAUACCAGAUUCUCUUGUCAGCCUCGAGCAGCUAAAAAAUCUUUAUCUUGAGCAGAACAAGUUAACAGGGGAGAUCCCUGUCAGUUUAGAGGGAUGUCUGUCAGAGGUUGGAGGUCCUUCAGUUGUCACAAAACCAGCUAAGUGGAAAAAUACCAGAAAUCUUUGGCAGCCUCCAGCAACUGAGAUAUAUUUAUCUAGCGCACAACAGAUUAACAGGGGAAAUCCCUGUGAGUUUAGAGGGAUGUCAGAUGUUGAAGAAGCUUUACCUAUCUUACAAUAA